UUUCCUUCGUGACGAACUGACGAAUUUGAAAUUUGGGAUUUAACGUCUCUCUGCGUGGAGAGCUCGGUUUCCUUGUGGGGUUUGUGGAUAUUUACGCGAUAAACAUUUGCUUAUUGUGUUUCUAAUUCCUAGGUGCUUGCGGAGAAGUUGUGUUAAAAAUGUGCGAUGAUACUGUUCGUGUUGCUUUGCGUAUCCGUCCACUAGUUGAAAGUGAGAUUGAGAAAGGAUGUCAGAUGUGUUUGGACAAGAUUUCUGGAGAACCGCAAGUCCGUAUACACAAUAGCGACAAGGCCUUCACCUACAAUUAUGUUUUUUCCCCUGACAUUGGGCAAGAAGAUUUCUAUGACACGGCAGUAAAACAACUAGUACAUAAUAUUUUCCAAGGAUAUAAUGUUACAAUAUUGGCGUACGGACAGACUGGAAGUGGCAAGACACACUCUAUGGGUACCAAUUAUGUGGGAGAGGGAGAGAAGGGUGUUAUUCCAAGAGUCAUACAAGAUAUAUUUGACACGAUUGAAUCUAAAGCAGACUGGAACUUCAAAGUUGCAGCCUCGUUCAUGGAAUUGUAUCAGGAACAACUGUACGAUCUCCUGUCCGACAAACAACGGAGCCAAUCCACUGUGGAGAUCAGGGAAGAUGGGAAAAGUAUAAAAAUCGUUGGCAUCACCGAGAAGGAAGUUACGAAUGCUGACGAAACACUGGAAUGCCUGAGCCAGGGCUCCAUGGGCCGCGUAACCGGAGCGACUGCGAUGAACGCGCACAGCAGCCGCAGCCACGCGAUAUUCACGAUAUGUAUACGCCAGCAGAAGAAAAAUGAUCCGAGUACAGCAACGGUGGCAAAGUUCCAUCUAGUUGAUCUGGCCGGAUCGGAACGCAGCAAGAAGACGCAAGCUACCGGAGAGCGAUUUAAGGAAGGCGUGAAUAUAAAUAAGGGAUUGCUGGCUCUGGGUAACGUGAUCUCGCAGCUUGGCGAUGGCGCCGCUGGGGCUUACAUCGGAUACAGGGACAGUAAGCUGACGAGGCUGCUGCAGGAUUCCUUGGGUGGAAAUUCGAUGACUCUGAUGAUUGCCUGUGUCAGUCCAGCCGAUUACAAUCUUGACGAGACCCUUAGCACCCUGAGAUACGCAGACCGCGCUCGCAAGAUAAAGAAUAAGCCGAUCGUGAAUCAAGACCCGAAGGUGGCCGAGAUCAAUCGGCUGAACAAAUUGGUGCAGGAGCUGCGUCUGGCCCUCAUGAACCAGGAGCUCGGCACGAUGCCGUCCAAGGAGCACGAGGUACUCGAGGAGAAGUACAGCGUGCUACAGACGAAAUUGCGGGACAUGACGGAGAAGCUGAAUUCAAACUUGGUAGAGAUCGUUAUUAUGCACGAGCGAGCGGAGAUGGCCGAGCAGGCACGCGAGAGGAUCAGGUCCGCCAUGGCGCUGUUACUCGACGAAUUUAAGCAGGUGCUGGAGGAUUUCACCGAGGCUUGCGCCGAGAUCGGAGAUGACAAGUGUAAUAAAUUGAAAAUGAUAUACGAAAAGAUGUUAGAUAUCCAAAAGGACGAGAGGAAGGCGUGCGAGGAGCUUUUACGUCACGACAUAUCCAAUUCCAAAGACAACGAUCCGAAAAAUCCUGUCGCGGACGACGAUACGGACGUACUCGUACAGGAACUGAAUAAUGUCGAGGACGGUCUGGACUACUUCGACAAGAAGGAGGAGGAGCACACGUUACGGCAAGCGGAACGGAAUAACGAGGUUCAAAAUAUUAACAAGGAGCUGGCGCUUAAGGAGUGUCUCAUGUCCGAGUACGUGAAGAGCAUCACGGAGAGCCAGAGAAGCGUGGUGGAGAUGGAACAAGAAAUCAAGAGGCUGCACGCAGAGAAGGAGGAACAUUUGCAAGCGGUAUACUCGCACAACGUCAGUUCGAAACUGGCCGAGGUGCGACGUAAAAAGGUGCAAGAAUUGGAAAAGAAAAUCGCGGAAUUAACGCGCAAAUGCCUGGAGCAGACUAAAGUGAUCAAGGGGAAGGAGAAGCAGGAUCAAAAGAUUAAAACCCUCGCGAGUGAGAUACAAUCGUUGAAGGAAACGCGCGUCAAGCUUAUCAAACAGAUGCGCAGCGACGCGAACAAUUUCACGAAGUGGAAGCAGUCGAAGGAAAAGGAGAUCAAUCGAUUGAGAAUGCAGGACCGUAAGCGCGAUUUUGAAAUGGUACGGAUGAAGAUACAGCAUAACAAGCAGCAGAACGUUUUCAAGAGGAAAAUGGAGGAAGCGUUCGCUGUGAACAAACGGUUAAAGGGUGCGUUAGAGAUGCAGAAGAAAGCGCAGCAGCGGCAAGAGAGAAAGGCCAACGACAAGGAGCAGAUUAAAACGUGGGUGGCUCAGGAGUUGGAAGUGUUAAUGGCAACUAUAGAAGCAGAUCAUUCCCUCGAGAGACUGAUGCAGGAUAGAGCCUGCUUGGUACAUCAGUUGGAGCAACUUAAAGAACAUGGGCCAAAUGAAGAGGAGCUCGCGACUAUCAACGAAUUCUUGGAGCUGCGUAACGCACAAAUAGCAGAUCUGCAACAAAAAAUUCUGGAAUCGGAUCAGGAGAAUAGAGCGAAUACCAGAUGGAAUGUAAUUCACUCCGUGGCCGAUGCCAGAAUGGCGUUUGAAACGGCAUUCCGCCUAAUCGCACAAGAGAGGAAACAACAGUGUUACAAGUACAAUGCGCUUAAAGAGAAAUAUCAGAACUUGGAAAUACAAUUAGAAGAAUGCCAGAAAAAGGAAAAGGAGAACAAAACUUCUUCGCAAAAUGUAUCUGGUGCGUCUUCCAGCGAUGCUGAAAUGUCAAUAAAAUCGAAUAAGCAGGUUUUGACUGAAAAAAACUCGAGUAAUGAGAACGUAUCACUACCUAAGAAAAGAAAAACGAAAAAUGAAACAAUUUUUCUUGAGGAUGCAUACCCAGUGCAUGAGGAUAGUUUAACGAUAGAAGAUGAUAUUGAUAAAGACCCCGAUUGGAAGAAAACACCGCUCUACAAUCGCAUACAAAAGUUGCAGAACAAAUCGAAACUCUCAGUACAACGAUUAACUUUUAAAAUCGAACCCAACGAGAUAAAAUGUGCCUGUAAAACGAAGUGCGCUACGCGAAUGUGUUCAUGUCGUAAGAACGGUAUCACUUGUAACAAUUGCAACUGUAAUCCGGAACAGUGUCAAAAUAAGGAUAAGGAGAACGUAAGUUAUCACGAAUCACAUCACAUUAAUGCACGAUACGUGUUAAAUGUUCUAAUUUCCUUUCCAGUUGCGUACUGCAUUAUUUACGGACACCUUGGAUAAUAGAACUGCAAGUGAUUAGAAAAGAAAAGGAUUCGUCUCUUUCUAUCAUCCUCGUGGGAGAAUUGUUACUUGUCAAUGAAUUUGUGAUUGUACAUUUGUUUAUCGAUAUCAUGCUCACGAUUGAAAUGUUGUAUAUAAUUAUAGCAUCAUCGACUUUCAUACUUUUAUAUAAAUGACAUCUGUUGACUUUGGAUUAAUUAUUUCGAAAAAAAAACAAUUCUCAUGUUUUUUAUGCGGUAUGAUAUUUAUACACUUAAACGCCAUGCACAAACGUUAAAGUCUCCUCUUCACGUUUUGCGUGUUACUUGGCAAUAGAAGAAUAAGCUUGUUUUAACUUUGCACUUACGGUUUUGACAUGAAAAUAAAAUAUCUCUUAUCUACUGCUGGAAA
Molecule: messenger RNA, 3683 nt
Organism: Ooceraea biroi (clonal raider ant)
Lineage: Eukaryota; Metazoa; Arthropoda; Insecta; Hymenoptera; Formicidae
Gene: Klp3A
Product: kinesin-like protein 3A
Biological process (GO): spindle elongation; microtubule-based movement; mitotic spindle organization
Cellular component (GO): microtubule associated complex
Molecular function (GO): microtubule binding; ATP binding; microtubule motor activity
Source: RefSeq, a predicted model, not a curated record